GUUCAUCCGUUGGUUUGUUGCGCGAGAGGGGCUUGUCUCGAGGAAGAGGCCAGUAUGGAUCUGUCGCGGGAUAUUCAACAUUUUAAACGAAAUAUCGCCACUCGGUCCACGGUGUCGUCGUGUUCCUCUCUCGCCAUGGAGAUCAAGAGAAAGAAAAUAAGAGAAAGCGUGUUUCUUCAAAACGAGGACUGUGAUAUUCAGGAAAAGUUGGAGUUUGAGAUGCAGAUGAGAGCUGGGGCUUACAAGCUUCUGGUUGCCAGUACUAAAAAAGAGCAGGUGUUGGAUGCUUCCAGGAGUCUGUUAACCUGUAACACCCGAAUUAAAGCGUACAUGAGUGAAUCCCAGAGGAGGAUGCAGCAGCAGGACAUCAAAAGGUCUUCAGACUCUCUGGACCAAAUCCCUUGUAAGGGAAAGGUAGCCAUAUCUGGUGUACGGAUUCCAUUGUUCUGGAAAGAUACAGAACAUUUUAACAGCAAAGGGAAUGUGCAGCGGGUGGCAGUUUUCUGUUUGAUGAAGAUCAGCUCCGAGAUUUUUGACUCUGAAAUGGUGAUUGCAGAUCCCUCAAUGACUGAUAUUUGCUUCGAAGGUGUCCACAUUUUCUCUGAAGCUAAGCCGGACUUUGAUCUGAGGUUUGAGCUGUAUAGCUGUGGACUGGAGGAGGAGACAACCUUCGUCAACACUCCAAAGAAACUGGCCAGGAAGCUGCGCUCCUCUUUUGGCAGAUCCUCAAGCAGGAAACUCUGCCCUCUUCUGGAUGGAGGAGACCCUGACACUUUCCUCCAGUCCAACCCAAUACCAGUAGGUGCUCGAUACUCAUUGUUGGCAUACACCACACUGGGUUUGGAGCAGGCAGAGGGAUCUUUCCAGUCUCAUUCCCUUAUAAUCCUGCAAAACGUGGAGGCUUCGUCGUGGCUGCCGUUGUAUGGUAACUUGUGCUGUAAGCUGGUGGCACAACCUGACUGCAUGACACAAGACACGAUGAGUGGAUACCUGUGCCAACAGCAAAGCAUUGAGGGUUUGCAGCGCCGCUGUAAGCUUUACUGUGUGCUGAAGGCCAGACAGAUUUCAUGCUAUUAUUCACCUGAAGAAAUCCAAGCAAAAGUGGAGCCCAGCCUCAUUAUUCCUAUAAAUAAGGACACCCGUAUUCGUGUGGUAGGAAAGGACCACCAGAGUACUGGCACUAGACUCAACCUGAUAAACCCGGGAAACGGAGACUCUGCCAGUCAUGUGUUCAUUACUGAAACCCCUGAUGUUUUACAGGAGUGGCUGGACGCCCUCCGGCAGCACAUUUAUGACCAGAGUCAGUGGCAACACGCAUGUGACAAGCUUAUGGAAAUUGAGGUGUUGUCCCCACGCAAACCCCCGCUCUUUCUCACCAAGCAAGCUGACUCGGUUUAUAACGAUCUGAGCAUCGUGUCUCCUGUGAAAUUUGAGAGCUUGACUGACAUAAUUCACAAUAAGAUUGAGGAAACUGAUGGGCGCUUUCUCAUUGGUCAGGAGGAGGUCACCGAGCCUCCUCAUUGGGCAGCACUGUUUGAAGGAUCCCGGCCAAUGGCGGUACAAAAAACUAUUCUUUCACCAGGUAAAGAAAGCAAUCAGUCUUUUACAAGUCCUGUGACAGCCAGCAAAAAGAAGAGGAGAGCACCUCCACCACCUCCUGAUAAAUUACAGUUUAUUCAACCUACCAGCUUAUUUUCCAAUCAGGAGAAAGAGAACUGUAAGGGGGCAAGGCCUCGAACGGGGCGACCCUCGCUCGAUGCUAAAUUCUCUGCCAUAAUUCAUCAGUUGCAGAAGAGCCACACAUCCACUCGCAAAACCGCUCCCCUUGGACAGAUCGAGCCCUGUCAGCACCCUUGUGUUCCUCAGAAAAGAGAAGAUGAGUCAGAUAUACCUGAAAAUCCUGGGAAAGAAUAUAGUCAGGCCCCUCAGCCACCUGUGCCGGCCCCCAGGAACAAACUGAGGAUGUCAUUCAGAGAGAAAAUCAACCCAAAAGCCUGGUGAAUUAAUGAGACAUCUUUUUAAUUAAUGAUCUGCUAUGAAAAGAUGAAAUGUGCUUGGAUUCACAAGGAGAUAAACUCCCUCUUGUCCUUUCAUUGAUCAUAUCAAGGGGCCAAGAGAAUGUAUGUAUGGCCUUCCUUGUUUGUUCGAGCUUAAAAAAACACCCAGAAUCAGACAAAAUGUGCUUUUUAUAAAGUCUUACUAUUUUAAUUGUUUUAAAAAUAAGUUUUCAAUUUUCAUGAUUUUAUGAUGAAAUUUUAUGAUUUUAUUUAGUUUUAAAAUUCACUUGAAUAUCAUGUCUUAUAAAGCUAGCUGUCUGUAAUAUCUACUCAUGAUAUAACCACUACAAACAAGCACUUUUGGCCGGCAGCUCCUGCAUCAUCAUUUCUGUGUGUGAGUUUUUACUUUCACCUUUAUAUGACAGAUAAUGUCAAAAUAUGUGUCUGUAGUAUGAAAACGGGUGCAUGUUUUCUAGUUUUUCUCAAAAUAUCAGUAGGUGAAGAAAGAUGUAUCCGGAACUGGUUAAUUAUUUUCUUUUAUUAGAUUUUAUACAGUUAAAACCGCUAAACGGGUAAAUAACAUUUGUACUUUUUUAUUUUUCAUGUUAGACACAAAGAGUUUAAUCUUCAUACUGGAUCAAGUAAUUAAAAUUAGUAAAUUUUUAUACAAGAUCUGGGCACUAUGAAGCACUGUACGUAGGAUACAGUGUGUAUGAAAAUUGUGUUAAUUUACGUAUGAUUUGUUAAGGAUCAUUGGUUUUUAUUUAUGUACACUUCUGAAUGUUUAAGUGGCACAUACACAAUGCAUUCCUGAUGCAUGAUGUUGUAGACUGUUUACAAGAUAAUUCAUGUUUUUAUGGUACUUGUGCAAUGCAUGGUUUCUGUUUGGAACUGUUCUAUUUCAGUUGUUUUAGAGUAAUUCACUCUCUGUCAGCAAUUUUUCUUUGGGAUUUAAUCUUGGAAAAUAUCUUUUUGUAAUUUUGCUAAAAUGAAAUACAACUAUAUUAAAAGUUGUACUAAACUGG
Molecule: messenger RNA, 3022 nt
Organism: Carassius auratus (goldfish)
Lineage: Eukaryota; Metazoa; Chordata; Actinopteri; Cypriniformes; Cyprinidae
Product: rhotekin-2-like
Exons: 12
Coding region: 55-2001 (648 amino acids)
Biological process (GO): hemopoiesis; positive regulation of cell population proliferation; signal transduction
Source: RefSeq, a predicted model, not a curated record